Molecule: messenger RNA, 2460 nt
Organism: Schistosoma curassoni
Lineage: Eukaryota; Metazoa; Platyhelminthes; Trematoda; Strigeidida; Schistosomatidae
Source: the annotation of a GenBank genome assembly
AUAAAUUAAUGAAACUUACUGAGACGAAGGUUUAUUCGAAUAAUUUCACUAUGGAAUCUGUCAAAGACUUCCCUAGAAUCACCUCAGUAGUUAGACUCAAAGUUAUGAUAAUCUUGGCAGUCUCAACUGUUACAUUUGGAAUUUGGUACAUGUGGGGUCUUAGCCUAAACGAAAUAGGUCAGUAUAUUUCAAACUACCAAAACCUAGCAAUAUGGAAUAUGGUUAAACAGCCUGUUUAUUAUCCGAACUUCAAAGUUUUCAGAAAUGACGUAAUGAUUGGGCGUCUUCUGUUAAAUAAAACCAAGAAACAUGAAAUUAUCAUCUACGGGCGGAUGUUGGCAGAUAUGAACAAAGAUGUAACAAAUUGUCCAGUGAACAAUUGUGUUAUUCAUACUGAUACAACUCGUUGGAUUCAAAGUGAUCUUAUUUUAAUUCCAAACAGACAAUUUCCUUCCGGUAAGCGUCCACAUCAACAGGCUUGGGUGGCAUUUGAGUAUGAAUCAGCACUCCAUACUCGAUUUAGUGAUGAACUUAAUGAUAAAAUUAACUUCACUGCAUCAUAUCGAUUUGAUUCAACUAUUCGCACACCUUAUGGAAUGUAUACACCGAAUGAACCUAAAACAGAUGAUAUCAAUAAAACAAUCCAUUCGACAAAAUUGGAGAAUAUAGCGAAAGGAAAAGACAGAGCUGUUGCCUGGAUAGUGAGUAACUGUUAUCCUAGGAGUCCAAGAAAUGUUUAUGCAAAUGAACUGGCUAAAUAUAUUACAGUUGAUGUGUAUGGUCGAUGUGGUCGGAUGACCUGCUCUGGUUCGCAAUGUUUUGAUUUGGUACGGAAACAUUACAAGUUUUACCUGAGUUUUGAAAAUUCACUAUGCCAAGAUUAUAUAACAGAAAAGUUCUUCUUCAACGCACUAAUGAACAAUGCAUUACCCAUAGUUAUGGGUGCCUCGAUUGAGGAGUAUCAGAAGGUUUCACCACCUCAUUCUUUCAUUCAUGUGGAUCAAUUUGAGAAUCCGAAAGAACUGGCCAAAUAUCUGAAGUACCUUGAUAAAAAUGACACUGCAUACAACGAAUAUUUCGCUUGGCAUAAAAGGGGUGUUGUAACUGUAUGGUCGUUCAAGCCGGAGUGUGAAUUUUGCAUACUUGCAAAUGCUCUUCCUUACUUCGAGCCAACUAUACAUGAAAACUUUAUGUUUUGGUGGAAGGAUGGAUGUAAAAACAGAACAUUAAGAUGAUUAUAGACGGCUACUGAACUGUUGUACGUGGGAAUGGGCAUCACAAUCACGAGUGCAAUUCCCUGAGGUACCAAGGUAAUUCAUGGGUGCACAGGUUAACGGAUGGGGAGUUUGAAACUGUGAGACCGCUGCUGAUAUCUGGUACCGCUGCAUUCCACAUAAAGAAUUUUGCUUACCAAUCUCAUAGGAAACGUCUGACUGAUCAAGAUGUCUGUAAUAUGCGGUACAAAGUGUUCUCACACGCCAACCUUCCUGGUAAGCAAUUUGCCAAUUUAUAAUGUACACUAUAGGUGAUUACGGGAAAUUGAAAGCUCACAUAGCAUCCUUGGGUGGGCUUUGCGAAUACGAAUUGGACGAUGAGAACUGUCUAUCGUAUUUCUUCUUCAUGACUGCUGAGCAACCGAAUUUGGCCGGUCUCUUUUGUGACGUAAUUGGUUUUGACGGGACGUACAAAACGAAUAACGAGAACGUCCAUUUAUAUCACGUCGUUGCCCUGGAUAUGAAUUUUAAGGCAAUACCCAUCUGCACUGCCUUUUUAAGUCGUGAAACGUCAACAUUCAUUUCUGUAUUCCUGCGUUUUUUCCAACGGUGUACCAACAGUCGACAGCUGGGUGCUCUGCUUUCAGAAAGGGACAAAUUUGAAAAUAAUUACUGAUCACAAUUUAAGCUUUUAUGACUGUUUCACAGUUUCCAAGCUUCGAUAUUUAAUCCUGUGUUAAAAUAUAGUUAAAUUAUAGACCUCAAUUCUUCAUGAUUACAUUUUUAAUCACUACAUGUGUGUUGAAACGUACUAAAGCAAAACCUUUAAAAAUUAUAUAUGUGGGUGUAUAAAUAGAACAGUGAAUAGUUGAGACGAUGAAGGUAGGAAAGGCAUUCAGACAACAGCAAAAAAAUCCAAGACAAGAUGAUAGCUCAUAUGAGUAAUGUCUGUUAAAAAAAAACUGGGCAUUUUUCGAAUAAGUUCAUGUUCUAAAUUCAGAGAUCCGAUUACAGUUGCCACUUCAAGGUGUACUUAAAAAUAUUGAUCAAAACAGUCAUGCAUUGUUUAUAAUUAUAUUUCUUUAUUUGUUGAGGUCAUACAAGAAAGUGGUAAUAAAAAUACUGAAAAAUGGGUGUUUAUAAUUGAUAGAGUAAAAUAAUUUAAAUGAUAUGCAAACUUGGAGAACUGCCAUGGUUGGAUUAUUGUGACAAUAGUGAGAGUCAUAAUAAUAAUAAUAAUAAUAAU